AUGACGAUUGUUUCUAACCACAAUUAGGUCAACAUUAUAUAGAUUAUAGCUAUUGUUGUCAGCUCUUUUUCUCUUCUAGGAGCUAUAUUUAUUAUUGGAAUAUUUUUGAGUUUCAAAAAGCUCAGGGUUUUCCCCUUUAUAUAUGUCUUUUGGCUCAGUGUAAGUGACUUAAUAUCUUCUAUAGGGUACCUUCUUGUUACUGACUCGAUUGGAGACACUCCUGAAUAGCUUCAAGAGGCAAAUUUUACUUGUAAAACUUAGGCUUUAAUGAUUAAUUUUGGAUAGCUUGCCUCUAUUUGUUGGACUGCAGUUAUUGCCUGGACUCUCUACAACUCCACCGUUAAAGUGGUAACAAACUUACAACAAAAAACAGAAACAAAAAUGGUUGCGAUUGCUUUUGGAUUUCCCCUAAUUAUGUCAUUGAUACCUUUAAUUUUAAAUGAAUAUGGCCCAUAAGGAGGCUGGUGCUGGAUAAAAAGUGAAGGCAGCAAUAAAGUAUUAACAUUUAUUUUGGUAGGAAUAGAAUUUUAUAUUCCUCUUUGGAUAGCAUUCGUAUUUAAUGGCAUAACAAUAUACAGAGUAAUCAAAUAUGUCAAGAGUAUAACUCAAGAUAAAAAUUAGCUGAAACUAAUCAAUAGACUAACACUAUAUCCUCUUAUUUUAUUGGUUUGCUGGAGUGCUGGUACCGUAGAAAGAGUAUUUGAUUUCAUCGGUAUCUCGUCAGAGAUACUUUCAUAUUUGCACAUCUUCUUUGGUGGAUUGUAAGGAUUUUUUAAUGCUUGUGUUUACGGUCUCAAUUCAAAUGUCCGUAAAGUUAUCAGAGAAAAUCUAUGCUCAAGCCUACCAUGCUUUGCAAGUGCAUAUAUAUAUGAAGAAUAAAACCUUAAUGAAGCUGAAGAUCAUCAGCAAGAUAGUAAAAAAACUGCAUCCAUAUCCUCUGGCGAAGGCCAAGUUGAAAUGGAACAACUUAAUCAAUGA
Messenger RNA from Tetrahymena thermophila SB210, 978 nucleotides. Its product is annotated as 7 transmembrane receptor (secretin family) protein. The record is from RefSeq and is a predicted model, not a curated record. Gene Ontology annotation, biological process: cell surface receptor signaling pathway; adenylate cyclase-activating G protein-coupled receptor signaling pathway. Gene Ontology annotation, molecular function: G protein-coupled receptor activity. NCBI's taxonomy places the organism in Eukaryota, Ciliophora, Oligohymenophorea, Hymenostomatida, Tetrahymenidae. The transcript is spliced from 3 exons. Gene Ontology annotation, cellular component: plasma membrane.